AUGUUUCGCCGCGUGUUUUCUACCGUUUCACCCGAACACGCCAAAAAGGUUUUGGCCAAAGGUCUUCCAAAACAAAAACCAAUAGAAAACGUUGGCAAUAUCAUUAUGGUUUCAUCUGCUAAGGGUGGUGUUGGCAAAUCCACCGUUGCAGUAAAUUUGGCUAUCGCAAUGAGUAAAUUAAAUUCGUCCAAGCAAAUUGGACUUUUGGAUUCCGAUGUGUUCGGCCCGUCAAUCCCACAUUUGAUGGGGGUCAGUGGUAUCCAACCAGAUACAGACGAUAAAAAUCGCAUUGUUCCUCUGCAAAACUACGGGAUUAAAUGCAUGUCCAUGGGAUCGCUUAUUAGUAAACAAUCAGCAGUUGUGUGGCGAGGAUUGAUGGUCAUGCAGGCUGUGCAAACCUUACUUCGACAGGUAACUUGGGGGUCCUUGAAUACCUUAGUAAUCGAUACACCACCAGGAACGGGGGAUGUACAUCUUUCCCUUGUUCAAAAUGUACCGAUUAAGGGAUCUCUUAUCGUCACUACAUCACACCCCCUUGCUCUAUCCGACACUCAACGUGGCAUUGAGAUGCUUUUAAAGCUCAACGUUCCUUUGUUCGGCAUCGUCGAAAACAUGGCUCAUUUUGUCUGUCCCAGCUGUAAAUCUGCAUCAAACCUUUGGAGUGGUGCGGGUUCUACUGAACUGAGCGGUUCAGCCAAAUUAGCAGAUGAGUACAAGUUGCCCCUGCUUUGUCAAAUCCCUCUCGAACCUAGUAUUUCUAGUGGAAAUGAAAAGGGCAUUCCUGUAGUUCUCUCUCAUCCUGACUCCAUAACUGCGGUCACUUUUAUGCAACUUGCCAAACGUGUCGACGAAUCUCUUCAAUAG
This is a messenger RNA of Rodentolepis nana, 864 nucleotides long. The record is from the annotation of a GenBank genome assembly. Lineage: Eukaryota; Metazoa; Platyhelminthes; Cestoda; Cyclophyllidea; Hymenolepididae.